AUGUCGACGUCGGCUGAAGGUGGGUUAACGCAACCUAAAGAAGGAGAAGCAAAGUGGCCUCCGGAGAAUGAGGCCCGGUGCAUAUUGUUGAUGUUGGACGAAGUCAUCUUGGGGAAGUGCAUCAACCAGAAUUUCAAAACAAGCAAUUGGAUGGAUAUUCAAAAAGCAUUGAACAAAGCGUGUGGUCCACAACACCAUUGCGAGAUAACACAAAUCACGAGCAAGCAUGAUCGGUUGAAAGUGAAGUGGCGUCGGUUCCACAAUAUGCUGCAUAAUACAACUGGGUUCGGCUGGAAUUCGAAGACUGGGAAGCUCACGGGCGGUGAUGAAGUUUGGAGCCGGUGGUUCGCGGUGCGUCCAAAGGACAAGGAGAUGAAGAGGAUGGCUUGCGUGCACUAUCGUGAGUUGAUCACAAUUUUUAUCGGAAACACGGCAACUGGUAGCGGUGCAAGGGCAUCUACACAGCCACCCGAAGAAACAAGCAGGCGUCGUAGAUCCAACACCGCAGUGACUGCCAACUUCUUGUUUCCCGACGAGUUAAGUGAUGCCAAUGAACACCCCAGACAGUGA
Messenger RNA from Striga hermonthica, 570 nucleotides. The record is from the annotation of a GenBank genome assembly. Lineage: Eukaryota; Viridiplantae; Streptophyta; Magnoliopsida; Lamiales; Orobanchaceae.